AUGGUAUUUCUGAAGGUGGCCCCUAAGAAGGGCGUUCUAAGGUUAGCCCUACCCCCGUCUCUCUCAUCCAUACACAAUGUGUUCCAUGUAUCGACACUUUGCAAGUACUUAGCGAACCCCACGCACGUGAUAGAUUAUUCGACUCUGGACGUGACCGAAGACUUAAGCUACGAGGAGAAACCAGUGGGGGUCCUAGCUCGCAAGAUAAAGACCUUGCGCACCAGGGAAAUUGCAUUUGUCAAGGUGUGGUGGGGGAACCAAUCAGCAGAGGAGGCCACCUGGGAACGAGAGGAUGAGAUGAGAGAAAAGUACCUAGAGUUGUUAGUGGAUGCAAAUCCUUUCAAGGAUGAAAGUCCUUCGCAGGGGGGAGUGAUGUAA
This is a messenger RNA of Cucurbita pepo subsp. pepo (vegetable marrow), 378 nucleotides long. The record is from RefSeq and is a predicted model, not a curated record. NCBI's taxonomy places the organism in Eukaryota, Viridiplantae, Streptophyta, Magnoliopsida, Cucurbitales, Cucurbitaceae.